CGCGACGUCAGCCAUCUUCUUGUUGGUUGAUGGUUGAGUUGGGACGCAGCGAAAAGAACCGGAGCGUCGACAGAUUUUCUGAGUGUACCUCUUCUUCAACGCCGGUUGUGUAUAACAAUAUACACAAAUCCGGCUCUGCCUUUCAAGACCAACCCGCCGCUGACCGACCUUUUUAAGGUUUGACAAUGUCCCGCCAUCGUGAGUGGGAAUUAUCAUGCAAAGUAUAUGUUGGAAACCUUGGCAACAAUGCCUCAAAGCAUGAGCUGGAGAAUUCAUUUAGCAAGUAUGGACCCCUCCGCAACGUUUGGGUAGCCCGAAACCCUCCUGGUUUUGCUUUUGUUGAAUUUGAGGACCCAAGGGAUGCUGAGGAUGCUGUUCGAGGACUGGAUGGAACCCGUUGUUGUGGGGAAAGAAUGCGUGUGGAAAUGUCCAAUGGACGUAGCCGAAACCGUGGUGGUUUUGGUGGUGGUGGCGGCAGUGGUGGUGGCGGCGGCGGCGGUGGCUAUGGACGAAGACCACGCUCAAGCAGGUCUGCCUCUCCUCGUCGCUCUCCACGCAGGAGGUCUCAUUCCCGCAGCCGAAGCCGCUCGCCGAGAAGAUCACGAUCUGAUUCCAGGGACAGGAGGUCGUAUUCUCCUCGCCGCCGCUAUCGUAGUCGUAGCAGGUCAUUGAGCUGAAGGCGCAGCCGGCGGUCUUUCUCGUUUGACAGAAGGUAAUGGGGACUUUUCAAGUGUGAGACCUGUGGUGUAAUUUCAUCUUCUGAACCACUUUUCACACCCACACAAUGAAUGAAUUGUUCAUGUAUAAUUGUGUUAUUGCAAUGUGCUCAGCACUCUUUUGCUAACUUCCCUUCAAGGGACCAUUGUGUAAUUUAAGCUAAAAGAUUGAUUGAGGUGUUAAAUUUGACGUCAUAUUUCACAAAUCUAAGUGUUAUUUUAAUUUUAUUUGCUAUGCCACUGAAUAAAAUGGUACAUUUAAUUUUCAUGUGAUUUUGCUCCAUCCAUAAACCCUUUUCACCAUUAAUGCACUCAUGUGCCAAAGGCCCACAUGAAGGGGGAAAAAAAGAGAGGGAAGACAUGCAGUCAUGAAAAUACCUGAAUACAUAUAUUUUCUCAAUUAAAUUAAAAAAAAAAAAAAAAAAAAAAAAAA
Molecule: messenger RNA, 1149 nt
Organism: Frankliniella occidentalis (western flower thrips)
Lineage: Eukaryota; Metazoa; Arthropoda; Insecta; Thysanoptera; Thripidae
Product: RNA-binding protein 1
Exons: 6
Coding region: 186-677 (163 amino acids)
Biological process (GO): mRNA splicing, via spliceosome
Cellular component (GO): nuclear speck
Molecular function (GO): RNA binding
Source: RefSeq, a predicted model, not a curated record